This is a messenger RNA of Prunus dulcis (almond), 1158 nucleotides long. RefSeq lists its product as uncharacterized. The record is from RefSeq and is a predicted model, not a curated record. NCBI's taxonomy places the organism in Eukaryota, Viridiplantae, Streptophyta, Magnoliopsida, Rosales, Rosaceae. The transcript is spliced from 5 exons. Gene Ontology annotation, biological process: protein transport. The coding region runs from base 1 to 1158 and encodes 385 amino acids.
AUGUGGUCUGGUGCACUUCGAGCUGCGCUUAUAUGGACCAAGGCUUCAAGAUGGAGGAAAGUGUCCAAAUGCAAGAGCCUGGUUAAGCAAGUUCAAAUGCACUUAACCAUCCAAAAGAACAGGAGAGACGCUAUUAUAAGGCAGGCACGUGUGGACAUAGCCCAGCUUCUACAAAAUGGCCAGCCACAGCAAGCUUUAGCUAGGGUUGAGACACUCCACAAGGACCAGUGCCUUUUGGCUGCUUAUGAUCAAAUUGACCAUUUCUGCAGUUGCAUGAGCAUCAGCAUUGUCCAUGUAUUCAAAAACAAGACUCUGCAAGAUUUGCCUAGUAGUGUUGGAGAAGCAAUGGCGAGUUUGAUAUUUGCUGCCUCAAGAUGUGGUGAACUGCCAGAGCUGCGUUUGCUGCGUGGCCUGUUUACAGAGCAAUAUGGAUGGGAAUUUGACAUUACCAGCGUUGAAUUGCGACCUGGGAAUCUUGUAAAUUCUCAGUUGAAGGAGAAACUAUGCAUAAAUCUGAUUCCAGAUGAUGUGAAACAAGGGUUAUUAAGUGAUCUAGUAAACAAGAGCAGUGUUCAGAUGACGCUCCAGAAAUAUAGCUUUUCAGACAAAGAUUUCAAGUAUGAGCAGAAAUCUGAUGGGAUUCAAAUACAAAUUCCAAAAUUGGAGACAGCGAGGAAAACUGGGAUAGUCUGUUCUCUGUCAAACGGUAAGUUCUCAGUGGCUACUCCAUCCCAUUCUCAAAUUUGCUCAAAUGGUACUUAUGGUUUAGGUGACUCAACCAAAACCAAGAAAAAUGCAGAUCAAGAUCAUCGCAGCAAUGGAAACAUACAUAUAAAUAUUGACUCAGGGGGUAGAAAUGCAAGCUCUAGAACAUAUGCCAUGACUAGUUUACCUAGAAAAAGCCCAACUAGGAAAAUGGUUCCAUCCAAAAUCCGGUAUGACCAUCUCUCCCCGAUGGAUGCUCCGAACAAAGAUCGUUCCAAGAUGUUGGCGAAGGGUCGCCAUUCUUUCAGUGGUUCGGCUGACGAACAUAAAAUGGCAAAGGGAAUAUCUCCUUGCCAUGUCCACCCCAAGCUUCCAGAAUAUGACGAUCUAGUGGCCAAACUUCGUUCUCUCAAGGCGGAGUAUAGGCAUCAUAAAAGCUUCUCGUUUUUCUGA